AAGAGUCCAGAGAGCUUUCCGCGACACCACCAUUAACUAGAUCAAGGUUUCUCCACCUGAAAAUCCCAAUAGUUCUUUGGGAAGUUAGUUUGUUCAAUCUAGUGUGAAGGCUAGUGUGACUUAAUGAAUGAGCAUCACCCCUCCCUUCAUUCUCCUAACCCUUCCCAGCUCCCUUUUGCUGUGUUGUUUUGUUCUGUCCUGUUCUGUUUCGCUUAGCUUCAGGCGAUGAUCAGUUAAAGCCCCAGGAUUAAGGUCAAACGCAACAUCGGUCCUAUUGGUCGAGAUUUCAUGAUGUGGUAGUAGUUCAGAAAUCCGGAUGCUCGGGAAGGAAGCGGAGAUACUGAAACGAAAAGAGCAAAAGUAGAGAUGGUGAAGCCUAGUCUUGGGGAGAAAGAGAAUAGAUUAUCUUCUGUUUAGCAUCUGAAUUAGCGGGAAGUUGGUGUGAGUCCCACACUCACAGAGAGAAUGAGUGGAGAACCAGGCUUAGCAAAGAGGUCGGAGCAUAAGGUCCCCGCCCCAACUUCCCUUUGCUAACAGGGAGUGGCUCUUGGGUGAUAUAGUGUAAAACUCUCUGAAUCCGGAGUCAGACGACUUUCAUCUCAGCACCUCUACCCGCCCACUUAGCUCUGUGACUUGGCUAAAUCCCAAUUAAAGAGGAAAUGUAGGUCCAAGUCCAUUAGAAGUAAAGCCAUAAUUGCCCAAGACAACAAGGAGUUGUUUGCUUGCUGAUCUCCUGUGUGUUUCUCAUAAGCUUUGGAUUCUAAACUCUCCAGUGUUGUAGCAGUAAGGAAAAAGUCCCAUGGAUUCAUCUGUGGUCACUGCUCUUGGCCUGGUACUCUGUCUGCUUCUCAUUUCAGUAUGGAGAAGGGGCUAUGGAAAAGGAAAGUUCCCACCUGGGCCUACUCCUCUUCCAAUUAUUGGAAAUAUGCUGCAGUUAGAUACUAAGAAUAUCAAUAAAUCCAUUUGCCUGCUGGCAAAAACUUAUGGCCCAGUAUUCACUCUGUGCUUGGGUUCUGAGCGUGCUAUCGUGUUACAUGGACAUAAAGCAAUUAAGGAAGCUCUGAUUGGUCAUGGAGAUGCAUUUGCUGGCAGAGGAAGUUUCCCAGUGUCUGACACCAUUAACAAGGGAUUGGGACUCCUUUUCAGUAAUGGAGAGAGAUGGAAGCAAAUUCGCCGCUUCUCACUCAUGACCCUAAGGAAUUUUGGGAUGGGGAAGAGGAGCAUUGAGGAACAAGUCCAAGAAGAAGCCAAGUGCCUGGUGGAAGAAUUAAAAAAAACAAAAGGACUGCCUUGUGACCCCACCAUCACCCUUGGAUCUGCCCCCUGCAAUGUCAUCUGCUCAGUUGUUUUCCAGAAACGUUUUGACUAUCAAGAUCAGAAAUUUCUAUAUUUAAUGGAGCUUUUAAAUGAAAAUGUCAGGAUUCUCAGCUCCCCAUGGAUACAGGUCUACAAUUCUUUCCCAUCUCUAGUCCAUUAUCUCCCAGGAAUUCAUCAUAAAUUAAUCAAAAACUUUCAUGACUUGAGUGCCUUUGUUUUGGAGAGAGUGAAAGAGCAUCAAGCAAUCCUAGAUGUCAAUGACCCUCGAGACUUCAUUGACUGUUUCCUGAUGAAAAUGGAGCAGGAAAAGCAAAACCCACAGUCUGAGUUUACCAUUGAAAACUUAGUCCAAACCACUCUUGAUCUCUUUGGAGCUGGGACAGAAACCACCAGCACCACUCUGAGAUAUGGCUUCCUGAUUCUGCUGAAGUACCCUCAUAUCACAAAAAAAAUCCAUGAAGAAAUUGACCAAGUGAUUGGCCAAAACCAAAGUCCCAGCAUGAAAGACAGAAGCAAUAUGCCUUAUACCAAUGCUGUGAUCAAUGAAAUACAGAGAUACAUUGACCUCGUCCCUGCCAGUGUGCCUCAUGCAGUAACAGAAGACAUUCAGUUCAGACAAUACCUCAUCCCCAAGGGCACAACCAUAAUACCAUUACUGACUUCUGUUCUGUAUGACAAUGAAGAGUUCCCCAAUCCAGACCAGUUUGACCCACACCAUUUCCUGGAUGAAAGGGGCAACUUUAAGAAAAGUGACUAUUUUGUACCUUUUGCAACAGGGAAAAGGGCAUGUGUUGGCCAAAGCCUGGCUCAGAUGGAAUUGUUUCUCUUUUUCACCACCAUCUUACAAAAUUUCACCUUGAAGCCUGUCAUUGACCCCAACGAUAUUGACAUCACCCCAGUCGCCAGUGGGUUCAACCACGUGCCACCCUCUUAUGAGAUCUGCUUCCUAUCUUCCAAGAGCACAUAAAGGAGCACCCCUCUACUGGUGGUUAUAGUGCCUUCUCACUAUCUUGUGCACACAUUAUGCUCAUUCUCUUGCCUGGCAUUCAAAGCUUUCCAUGACCUGGGUCAAAUGUACUUCUCCAGCCUGAUUUCUAACUGCUCCCUUUGGUUUUAAUAAAAAUGAAUUAUAAACCAUCCCCUCCCAACAUUUCUCAGGUUCCUUGCCCCAGUGUCUUUGCUCCUAUGAAGUAUUCCUGUUCCCCAGGGUAUUUCCUCCCACUCUUAUCUUCCCCUGUUGAUACACUACCCAUCCUUAAAGAUCAGCUCAGAUACCACAUCCCUCUGAAUUCCUUUGCACGUAUGAUCACAA
Vombatus ursinus (common wombat) is the source of this 2629-nucleotide messenger RNA. RefSeq names its product cytochrome P450 2C19-like. NCBI's taxonomy places the organism in Eukaryota, Metazoa, Chordata, Mammalia, Diprotodontia, Vombatidae. The record is from RefSeq and is a predicted model, not a curated record. Gene Ontology annotation, cellular component: intracellular membrane-bounded organelle; cytoplasm. Gene Ontology annotation, biological process: xenobiotic metabolic process. Gene Ontology annotation, molecular function: iron ion binding; oxidoreductase activity, acting on paired donors, with incorporation or reduction of molecular oxygen, reduced flavin or flavoprotein as one donor, and incorporation of one atom of oxygen; heme binding. The transcript is spliced from 10 exons. Bases 800 to 2284 code for a protein of 494 amino acids.